Fusarium fujikuroi IMI 58289 is the source of this 492-nucleotide messenger RNA. RefSeq lists its product as uncharacterized. Lineage: Eukaryota; Fungi; Ascomycota; Sordariomycetes; Hypocreales; Nectriaceae. The transcript has a single exon. The coding region runs from base 1 to 492 and encodes 163 amino acids. The record is from RefSeq and is a predicted model, not a curated record.
AUGGAACGAUACGCUAAAGUUUUCAUGGCUCCACGCAAGCCUGGUCCGGGCGACAAAGGCGUUUCCAUCUUCCUCGCGGGAAUAACAACGAGCACCGAGGAGCCUGACUGGCGAGAAGUUCUGACAAACGACUUGAUGAAUCACCAAGUGACAAUUUUGAAUCCAGACAGGCCGGAUUGGGAUAGCACGUGGAAGGAGGAUUUCUCAGACAGGCGAUGGGAGGAGCAGGUUUGGUGGGAGCUUGACAUGCAGGAGGCUGCAGACAUCAUUGUAUUCAUGUUCCACCCUUCAACAGAUGCCCCGAUCAGUCUUAUGGAGCUUGGUUUAGCCGUCAAGUCAAAGUCAAAAAGGAUUAUUGUGUGUGCCCAGGAUGGCUACAGAAAGAAGGGGAAUGUUGAAGCCGUUUGUAGAAGAUUUGGGGCAAAGUUCGUGAACACAGGCAACGAACUUAGAGAUGCCAUCAUUGCGACUCUGGAGGAUGGUCACAAAUGA